GAUACCUGGUGACUGUCCCAUCGCUGCCUGCCCUUCCUGUCUUGUCCUCCAUCCUCCUGGUUUCUCUCUCCUUCUCCUUCUCUGCCUUCCUCUCCCUCCAUCCUCCUGGUUCUCGUUCCUCCUCACUCUUCCCCCUCCCGCACCCCCCCCACCCAUUCCCCUGAUCCUCCUCCCCUUCCUUCGUGGCCCCUUCGCCUCCCUCCUCCUUUUCUCCGACCCGAUCUUCUUGAUCCUGGGCUAUCCCUUCCUCCACAAUUUAAUUUUGAAAAUCUCGUUACAUCGUUACGUCGUUACAUCAUCUCCUCCCUCCCUCCCUCCCUCCCUUCCUUAUACUGCCUUCUGCCUGUGACCAUUUCUCAGUUUUCUUCGUUCUCAACACAAUCACUCUGCUGCUUUCUUGGAGUUUCCUAUUCUUCCUCCUUUCAACAUCUGGUUUGACAGCCUCUUCUGUACAUCGGUGGGUCCUUCCAGCCAUGGAGACGGACUCAACCUGCGAACAGUCGCCGCAAGGGAAGCGGGUAUCCAGACAAAGGUCCACCUCCCUGCACACGAUAGAGGACAGCACGCUGGCGAGAGUCAAGGCCUGGCAACGAGCCAGGCGGGACAGCGAGGAGGGAACGACUUCAGCCUCGCUCAUGCACACUGGCUCCUUCACACAGAAGAAGGAUACUGGGUCCUUCGCGGAGAGGAGGGAGACUGGGUCCUUCACCAACAAAAGGGAGGCCCGGACUGGGAGGAUGCUGAACAUUGCCGACAUUUACCUCUACACGGAGCUCAAGUCGUUGGACCCGAAGAAUGCAGAGAGGUUUGUUAGAGAGGUCUUGGUGAACGACCUCCCUGCUGUGGGGGCUGAGGAGGGGCCCACAGAGGAGGAGGGGGCAAGAGCGGGGGUUGAGGAGGCAGAAGCAGGAGAGGCGGAUUUCUCAGCAAGGAGCUCGGGCAGGGACUCCAUGAAGUUGCUUCGAAGAAGCAGCUCGGAAGGACAGUUUGAAAGCGUCUCAGCUCAGCUAAAGUCCGGCCAAGCAGCAAGCGCGAACUCGGGCCUGAUCUACACGUCAGAGGCCUACCUGGUGGAGAAGGAGAUGGGGAGAUCUGUCGUCAGAGACUUGCACUCAGAUAGCACGAGGAGUCUCUAGAUCCUCUCAUUAACAUCCACGGACAACUCGCGAAACUCCCGAUGGUUGUCUUACAGACAUGGAUGAGUUGUAAAAGUAUGCCCAAGUGCAGAGUGUUCACGUUCAUGAUGUUGUUGUAUUGAAUCAACGCAACUUAC
Molecule: messenger RNA, 1273 nt
Organism: Guillardia theta CCMP2712
Lineage: Eukaryota; Cryptophyceae; Pyrenomonadales; Geminigeraceae
Exons: 2
Coding region: 474-1136 (220 amino acids)
Source: RefSeq, a predicted model, not a curated record